AUGCAGUACGUUGGCAAAGUCGGUGGCUACGUCUACAACCAGUGGAACUCGUUGAACCCUGCCACGCUCUCCGGAGCAAUUGACAUCAUCGUCAUCGAGCAGCCAGACGGAUCGCUCCACUGCUCGCCAUGGCAUAUUCGGUUUGGCAAGUUCCAGAUCUUCAAGCCGUCCCAGAAGAAAAUCGAUCUCUACGUCAACGACAUCAAGACUGACUUGCCCAUGAAGUUGGGUGAGGGUGGUGAGGCGUUUUUUGUGUUUGAAACUGACAACAUCAACGACCUCUCGCUGUCAGUCUUGACGUCGCCAGUGAUCUCCCCCGUCACUUCAGCAGCCAGCUCGCCUGACGGCUCGCCCAGAGCUACUCCUGGCCCUGGAGACGACGUCGCCAAGGAGCCAGAGCUUUUGGACUUGAACGCAGACGUGGAGAGCAGGAUCAACUUGAGUCCAACUGGCACUGGCGACAGCAUCAAGGGUGAGUCUCCCGUGCCGUUGCACACUCAGAGGCUUGCGUUCGAGAAGGCACGCAAGAUCACUCAGAAACUUAAUAUCCCCUCGAAAAUCGACAUCAACGGAGACAUGGUCCUCGACAUGGACGGUUACAAGCCCAAUGCGCAGAAGAACAUCGACACCUCGGACGAAUUCUUCAAGAAGAUCUUCUUCAAGGAGAUACAGGCUAAGGACGAAAAUGGCAAUGUCAGGAUCUUGAAUAAAGACCCCGCCAACUUCUCGAUAAAUGGCACCGAAUUGAGCCUCGUUGACGACUUGUCGAGCACAGAAGGCUUGCAGAGCCUCGAAGAUGUGGCCAACAACAUAGAGAACGUGGCCAAGAACGAAUAUGAAUCAGCAGAAAAUGCCAGCAAUAAAACCUACUUCAAAACUUUGAGAUUAACCUCAGAACAACUACAAAAAAUGAACUUGAAGUACGGUGAAAACUCCCUUAAAUUCAAGUCCAGCGAAGGAACCUCGCAAGUGUUGUCGAACUUAUAUUUGUGGAAGUCCCACACCCCCAUAGUUAUCUCUGAUAUUGAUGGUACUAUCACCAAAUCGGAUGCCUUGGGCCAUGUCCUCAAUUUGAUCGGAAGAGAUUGGACUCACCCAGGGGUGGCCACCUUGUUCCAAGAUAUCCACGCCAAUGGUUACAAUAUCAUCUACUUAACAGCAAGGUCAGUAGGUCAAGCAGAUACCACGAGACAAUAUUUGAAGGGAAUUGCACAAGAUAGAGGCACUAGACUCCCCAAAGGACCAGUUAUAUUAAGUCCUGAUAGAACUAUGGCAGCCUUGAAAAGAGAAAUCGUGUUAAAGAAGCCCGAAGUGUUCAAAAUGGCCUGUUUGAAUGACAUUAAAAGUUUGUAUUUCAAAAGUUUGCCAGACUCGAAAGAAGAUGACGACCGUACACCAUUCUACGCUGGUUUCGGUAAUAGAAUCACUGAUGCUAUCAGUUAUAGAUCUGUCAAAAUCCCCAGCCAUCGUAUCUUCACUAUCAACCCUAACGGAGAAGUCCAUAUGGAAUUAUUGGAGUUGGCGGGUUACAAGUCUUCCUAUUUACACAUUGGUGAAUUGGUAGACCACUUCUUUCCACCCAUUAAGGAAGUCUCUACUCUCAACACCUACUGGAAUAAUAAUCAAUCUUAUGCUGGAUCCCCUAGGUUGGGUCAAUCAAGUAUGUUUGAGGACGUAAAGAUCGAUGAGAAAUACAAUGAUGUGAAUUACUGGAGAGAACCUAUUAACUUCAGUGACUUGAGUGAUGAAGAGGAUGCCAAUGAAACAGCAGGUAGCCCCAGAGCGUCACCACCUUCAUCGCCAGGCUUAUUGUCUCUCAGGUCUUUUAAUUCUGAAAACAAGAGUGAAAAUUCCUCCGAUUUGCAACUUGCUAGAGAUAUAAUUGAACAGGGUAGAGGACGCUCUAAAAGUGCAAGCAGCGGUGAACGUCCGUGGGCUACUCCUGACCCUGAUUCCAGUUUGAUCACCAACGAAAGUGACUUCACCGGCGGUGAAGAAGAUGACGAUGACGACUACACCGAUGACGAUGACUAUGAAGAUGACUACGAGGACGACGAUCUAGACGAGGAUGAUAUCGAUGAACAGGACCUCGACGAAUAUGACGACGAGGAUCUUGACUAUGGCGAUGAUGCUAUCCCUGAGGAUGCAAAG
Molecule: messenger RNA, 2151 nt
Organism: Suhomyces tanzawaensis NRRL Y-17324
Lineage: Eukaryota; Fungi; Ascomycota; Pichiomycetes; Serinales; Debaryomycetaceae
Gene: SMP2
Product: phosphatidate phosphatase
Exons: 4
Biological process (GO): fatty acid catabolic process; triglyceride biosynthetic process
Cellular component (GO): nucleus
Molecular function (GO): phosphatidate phosphatase activity
Source: RefSeq, a predicted model, not a curated record